Hermetia illucens (black soldier fly) is the source of this 885-nucleotide messenger RNA. Its product is annotated as COMM domain-containing protein 2. The transcript has 6 exons. The coding region runs from base 136 to 792 and encodes 218 amino acids. Lineage: Eukaryota; Metazoa; Arthropoda; Insecta; Diptera; Stratiomyidae. The record is from RefSeq and is a predicted model, not a curated record.
UAAAUUGCGCUUAGUUGGGCAUAUGUUGUGAAUGUCAAAAUAUUGAGUUGAGUCAUUGUGAUGUCGGUGGUUUGUUUAUAAACAUUUCUUGGGACUCUUAAGGAGAAAAUAGUUUUCAGUAAUUAGGAAGCUGCCAUGGCGGUACUACGAAACGAGCAACGUGAGCAUCUAAAAAUUCUAAGAGAAAAAUCGCCAGAAGCUGUGGUUGAUUUAUGCAAGCUAGCUAUUGACUAUCUGAACAAUGGGCCAAACGAAAAGAAAUAUUCUGCCGUCGCUAAAAAGCUGAAUACAUCUCAAGAUUUGGUGCAACCAACAAUUGAAGCCUUAGUUUGUUUGCUAAUAGAUGCAACAAAGUCUAGUGUAAGCGAAGCAGAUUUUGAAAAUUUGAAGACAUCUGGCUUCUCUUUAGACCAAAUAUCUAUUCUAUGGCAAUUUGUAUCCAGUAAGCGAAUAUUUGUCGAAAACAUAUUGAGAGCAACAAGUCCAAGAGAGUUUCGAUUUCGUGAUCUGGAAUGGAGGCUUGAUGGAAAGAUUGCUUCCCGAAGUCUUUUGUACCAGGCGAAUCCCAUCAUCAUUAUAAAACUUCAUUUGGAUACUGAACAAGUAAGUGAACAUCGUAGUGUUUUAGGAGCAAAACGUGAUGAAUCAAAAAAGAAAUAUGAAACGGCCAAACAAUUUCUUCUACAAACUGAUCCAAAUAAUUUAGUCCACAUUAUUGAUGUUUUGGAACGGGCAUUGUUGGAAUCGAAAACACAUCGAAUGCGAGAUAUGUUAAAGGCACUACAUGUGUGAAUUUAUUAAUGUAGUUGAUUAUGAUGAUUCUGUACGGUACGUGGAAGACGCGCCAAAAUACAGUAAAUAGAAGAUGAAUAAUAUUACUUGAAG